Molecule: messenger RNA, 1672 nt
Organism: Rhinichthys klamathensis goyatoka
Lineage: Eukaryota; Metazoa; Chordata; Actinopteri; Cypriniformes; Leuciscidae
Gene: kcnip1b
Product: Kv channel interacting protein 1 b
Exons: 8
Coding region: 679-1356 (225 amino acids)
Biological process (GO): regulation of potassium ion transmembrane transport
Cellular component (GO): voltage-gated potassium channel complex
Molecular function (GO): transmembrane transporter binding; potassium channel regulator activity; calcium ion binding
Source: RefSeq, a predicted model, not a curated record
GAUCUGUCCAGCAGCACAGAGCAGUCGGAAACACUGCAGCAGACCAACGACUUUUAGCCACAACACACACCACACUCUCACACACACAUACAACCAGAGGAAGAGAGAGACAGAGGCGUAACCAGAAGCAGCGUGAAAGAAAAGGAAAGCCACUCUUUUGUCUCCAUGGACACUCCACUUCCUUCGAGCAGUUCUUAGUUCGUGUAGCACAGCAGCGGGCUCUUGCCAUCCGCUUAAUAAUUCAUCGGGUCGGUCUCUGAGCUUUGAGCCUGCAGCGCUCACCAACUUUUCCUUCUCGAACUUUUGCACAUCAGCACUCGGCUGUUUCAGCAACUCUCCUUUUAAACAGUUGGCACAGAGGCAGAGGAAAAACAGGUUCAGGCACUUUGUGAGCGUCUUGUGUGUGUUUGUGUGAGUGAGAGUGGGCGAAAGCUGUGUGUGUUGUCUGGACGGAGGGCAUCCUGGUCAUCUCAUUCUCGGACUUGGUACCCAUUGGUUAAAGCGCAGCUCUUGUGGGACUAAACGUGGGAGACUGUGACGUGAGAAGCACUCUGGAGUCCACAGAGAGGCUCGUAUGGGACGUGCGCCUCGUCUGUGAGCACCGCUGGUGAAAGCAGCUCUGUGCUGUGUUUGGGCUGUUGCAGGGGCUUUCUGUGCACCCUCGGGUUCUCUCUCAUCAUGGCUGGCUGUACCAGCCGCUGCAGACAGGGGGUGCUAAAGCUCAUUCAGUCCCUUCAGAGGCUUGUCUCAGGAACCCUCAGUAAAGAUAAGGUGGAUGAUGAAUUGGAGAUGACAAUGGUCAGCCAUCGGCCGGAGGGUCUCGAGCAGCUCGAGGCGCAGACCAACUUCACCAAGCAAGAGCUACAAGUCCUUUACAGAGGCUUCAAAAAUGAGUGUCCAAGUGGAGUGGUGAAUGAAGAGACAUUUAAACACAUUUAUGCACAGUUUUUUCCACAUGGAGAUGCCAGCACGUAUGCACAUUAUCUCUUCAAUGCGUUCGACAGCAGAAAUAAUGGAUCCAUAAAGUUUGAGGACUUUGUGAUGGGACUUUCUACUCUGCUGCGGGGGACCGUCCGAGAUAAACUAGAAUGGACAUUUCAUCUAUAUGACAUUAACAGAGAUGGAUUUAUAAAUAGGGAGGAAAUGACGGAGAUAGUGAGGGCCAUCUAUGACAUGAUGGGGAAGUACACGUAUCCAGCUUUAAAAGGGGAUGUACCGAAGCAGCAUGUGGAUACCUUCUUUGAGAAAAUGGACAAAAACAAAGAUGGAGUUGUAACAUUGGAGGAGUUUGUCAUUGCCUGUCAGGAGGAUGAAAAUAUGAUGAGAUCCAUGCAGCUCUUUGAAAAUGUGAUGUAGAAAAGAUCAACCAGAAGAAGAAAAGAACAAAACAGAGAGUGGGGAAAAGAAAGCAAGAUGGGGAUUUUAUAUUUAAAUGUGUUAUAUUUCACUGGACUGAGUUCUGGGGGAAUAUAAUGGCCUGAGGGAAUCUGCGAGUCUUUAGGGUUCGUUUUUUCUCUCUCUUUUCAAACCUUAUAACAUAUUUAAUGUUGUCUUUUGCUGGUGUUUUGGGAAACUAUAUCAGCCCAGAAUCCACCUUGAUCCAGCCACAGAAGACUACAUGUUUGAAAAGCAUUGUGCGAUGAUCAACACCCUUCUUCCUGUGAAAACGAAC